CUUGGCGGCAAGAGAAGGUUACAAAAACCUGCGGGUUUCCAGGGAGACAGAUAGAGGGGAACGGUCCGUGGAGGAAGAUGUGAGACACUAGACCUUCUCAGGAAAGCAUGAGAGAGAAAAGAGAUGAGACCAUGGUGAAGGACGUCUGGCUAGUAUGAUGGAAGGACUGGGAAGGGAGAGAUCCACAGGCAGCUCAAAACCCUCUCCAUGGCUCAGCCAGCCCAAAACAGAGACAUCAAACCUGCUAUGGAAGCUGAAAGACUGCUUUUCCUCGAAUGAAACAACUUCCCCUCAUCAGACAGGCACAGAAAUCACCUCCAUGGACAACAGAAAGGCUGUGCUGGAACUGAAAGAUGUCCCCCCUCCUCCUCCACACCAUGCUUCUUCCCAGUUAUCCCAACCCUUCCCUGUGGCCCCUCUGCCUCUGCCUGCUCCUUGCUUGCCGCCUCCUCCCCAGCUUUUACAAGACUCCCUCCAACAGCAGUCCCCAGCCCAGCAGCAAGAGGGGGCUAGUCCCAAAGUAAGCUUUUGCACGCAGUGUGAUUAUUGCAACAAAGGUGGCUACGGAUUGUUAAACAGCAGAAGUGUUGUUGAUGGCAGUGCUGCUGGUGUCGUGUCUGUUUACAUGAGCCAGGGGUCUCGAGGAGCACCCAUCACGAGCAGCACUGAUAGUCGGACUGGGCCGUGCUCCGUAGCCUCCUCUGUUCACCAGUAUAGGCACAAUGUGACCUCUAGCAGUGGAAGUGACCUUUUUGGUUCAUCACUCGAUCUGUCUUACAAACUCCAACUGCCCUCAUCUGUUGCUACCUCUCAGCCUCUCUCAUCACACCCCUACCUCCCGUGCUGCUCUGGGCUUCUCCACACCUACCCAGCUCUACCUCCUCCACACUGUCAAGCGGGCCUGUUUCCCUCCUCAGCACCCUUGGCCUCUUCUCUCCCCCCUGUCGCCUCACUUCCUGCCUCAGCGUACGGCUCCUGCUUGUCUUCCUCUGGGUUUUACACCUGCAACCCAUCAGAUUCAAGAUCCCAGAGGAGCCUGCUCAGUUGUCACCCUCCAACCUCCUCCAUUACCACUACAACCACCUCUGCACACUUCUGCUCCAAUCCUCUGCACCUUAAUGUUGAACGCACAGUCUGUGUGAAAGGGGGACACUACUGCCGGGAGUGUUUGUUAAAGCCUGUGAAUGGUGUGACUUCAGAGUCCGGCAAGGCGUGGCCCAACGUUCCUCUUCCUCAGACUGCUCCUCUGCCAAUCCCCAUCUGCAAUGGCUGUGGCACCUCCUCUGACGGGAUGGUGCUCGUAACGUCAACCAGCUUAAGCAAGACUGGUCAGAAAUAUGGUUCCCCUGACAGUGGUGGCCCUGAGAACAUUCCUCCGGUCGGUGUCUUUUGGGACAUUGAGAACUGCAGCGUGCCCAGCGGACGCUCCGCUGGAGCUGUGGUCCAGCGCAUUCGCAGCCGCUUCUUCCAGGGUCACCGUGAAGCAGAGUUCAUUUGCGUUUGCGACAUCAGCAAGGAGAGUAAAGCAGUCAUCCAAGAGCUCAACAACUGCCAGGUUACUGUUGCACAUAUCAAUGCCACAGCCAAGAACGCUGCAGACGACAAGCUUCGCCAGUGCUUACGCCGUUUUGCUGAGACUCACACAGCUCCUGCAACAGUUGUGCUAGUAUCCUCGGAUGUGAAUUUCGCGAGCGAGCUGAGCGACCUGCGCCAUCGCCACGGUUUCCAAGUGAUCCUCGUCCACGGCAGCCAUGCGUCCUCGGCGCUGCUGCAGCAUGCCCACACCCACGUGGCCUUCCAUGAAAUCACAGCGGACCUGCCGCCGCGCAUGCUUCUCAAACCUCAGCCCAGUUUCAACCUGCUCUAUGUGCACAACCUCCCUGUCAACUGUGACAAGAGCCUGAGGAAUGCCAUGAAGCUCAGGCUCCGCCGCCUGUCAGACAACUGCGGCGGCAAGGUGCUGGGCAUGUCCCAGGGCACCGCGGUCCUCCGCUUCGGCAGCCCCGAGGCAGCUGCCCGUGCCCGCAAGCGAAUGGAAAACGAAGAUGUGUUUGGCCAUCGAAUCAGCCUCUCCUUCUCCCCGUGGCCCCGAGACGAUGCAAGUCCUGAGCCAGAGCACCAGUCUCGGCUGUAUCACUUGCUUCUGCCUCAGGCUCUGCCCCAGAACUAUCAGAGCCAGGAUUCAGUGUUGGCCCCUCCCCAGUCCAUACCCUCCUUCUCCUUCCUGCCCCUGGAGAAGCCGCGGUCACCCAGAAGGCCACGGCGAGCACCCCGCUUUUGCCACACUCCCGAGAGGCCCUACAGCCCCAGGAGGGGGUGCAGUGGUCCUCCCGGUGGCGCUCCAGCCAAGCCCCAUCAGGAGCAGAGCGGUCUGGAGGUCAAACCCAGACUGGGUUUCCAGCACACAGAAAAAGGACGCGCUGCUUCCUCAUCGCCACAGAGACGCGACGGGACGGCCGUGUCGGAGCAGCUUCCCAAGCCUGGCCUCAUCGGAGAGUCCAUGUACAGGAAAAGGGCCGGUUCCAAUUCUCGAAGUAUGACAGAUUCCACUGGGGAACAGGGUGAAAGCUCAGGAGAGUUCCAGAUCAGCACGCCCUCCGCCUUCAGCAAGCUGAACCUGCACAGGAGCUUCAGCCCUAACGUCCUGUCUCAGGGCUCCUGGUCGUCCAGGAGUGCUUCCCCCUGCCUGUCCAGCCGCUCCUCGCCUUUGCUUGCUCCGCCCCGCAGCCCCUGUCCCGAAGGUCCUCCUGAGCUUUUUUCAAAGGGAGCAGACGUCCAGGUGGCCAAUCUGGACUACAGAAUGUCCCGCAAGGAUCUGCAGCAGACGCUGCACGACACCUUCUCUCGAUACGGACAAGUGAAAUCAGUGGAGCUCAGCCCUCACACCGACUACCAGCUGAAGGCCACAAUCCAGCUGUUCUCCCUGCAGCAGGCCAUCAGCGCCGUCAGCGGCUUGCACCGUUAUAAGAUUGGAGGCAAACGCAUCCAGGUGUCGCUGAUCACUGGCGGCAGCAGCAAGUCUCUGGCGUUAUUGAGCACAGAGAUCAUCUGCAUUCUGCAGGAUGCACCUGCCAAUUGCCUUCCUCUGUUCAAGUUUAAUGAGAUCUAUGAGAAGAAAUACUCCCGCAAGCUUGCAGUUGGUGAUCUGUACAGGCUCCCGGAGCUGGUCGCAGUGCGGGAACAGGGAGGCUCCAGGCUCGUGUGCCUUCUGUCAAACAGCCAGAUCCGUCAGAGUCCGCUGGGAUCCUCCCAGUCCCAGGACGGCUCUUCCUCAACCAGCGGGAGCCCGGUGGUUUUCGAGGAGCUGGAGUACCAUGAGCCUGUCUGCAGACAACACUACGCACAGCAGGACUUCAGUGAGGCUGACUUUGACCCCGACUCCUAUAAAAUCCCGUUUGUUGCGAUGUCUUUGAGCGCCUUGUCUUCUGAGGUCCACGCUCUGCUGGAGUCUCACGAGGGAACCCUUCCCCUGCUCAGUUUUCCAGACUGUUAUGCGGCUCAGUUCAGCCCCCUGCAGCUGGGCUGUGAGACACUAGAGGGCGGCGUUUCUCUGGAGCAUCUCAUCACAUGUGUGCCAAGCGUCACCAUCGUCACGGCUCAGAACGGCUUCAAGGUCAUCAAGUGGAUCCACAACAAGCCGCCUCUGUCCAACCCUGAACCGUGGAUUCAGCGCUGCAAGAGUCCGGUCGGAAACCCACAGCUCAUCCAGUUCAGCAGAGAGAUCAUCGACCUGUUGAAGAAUCAGCCAUCCUCCGUCAUGCCGAUCAGCAAGUUCAUCCCCUCCUAUCACCACCACUUCGCCAAACAGUGCCGGGUGUCAGACUACGGCUUCUCCAAGCUCCUGGAGCUCCUGGAGGCUGUGCCACACGUCCUGCAGAUCUUGGGGAUGGGCACAAAGCGUCUGCUGACUCUAACCCACCGAGCACAAGUGAAGCGCUUCACCCAAGACCUGCUGAAGCUGCUCAAGUUUCAGGCCAGCAAACAGGUGGCAAUCAAAGACUUCCUGCAGGCGUACCACUGGUGCUUCUCCAGAGACUGGAGAGUGACGGACUACGGCAUAUGUGACUUGAAAGACCUCCUCUCGGAGAUCCCUGAGACCACCAUCACCAUCACCGACCAGUCGACAGACACCGUCAUCUCUGUUCCUAAGAGAGACCGCACAGUGGAGGAAAUAGAGCGCACCAAGCAGUUUGGAAAGGAGGUGGUGGACCUGCUGCGUCACCAGCCUCACUGCCGAAUGCUCUUCAGUAAGUUCAUACCCACCUACCACCACCACUUCGGCCGGCAGUGCAAACUCAGCUACUACGGCUUCACCAAGCUGAUGGAGCUCUUCGAGGCCAUCCCCGACAUCCUGAUGUUGCAACAGGAGAGAAGUCCCGACUGCUCAGUCAGUGUGCUGGAGUGCGGCGAGGAGAAAAUGCUGACUCUGACAGAGGUGGAGCGGAUCAAGGCCCUGGCGGCUCAGCUGGUCAAGCUGCUUCGGGCUCAGAAGAGCUCCAGCCUCCCCGUCAACAAGCUGCUCACCGAAUACGGGAAGACCUUCGGCUACGGUCUGCGGCUGCAGGACUACGACGCAAACUCCCUCAACGCCCUGCUGACCAAGCUCUGCCACGUCGUCAAGGUGGUGGAUGGCUCGGAGGGCCGGGAGGUGCAGCUGAUCAACAGGAAGUCUCUCCGCCUGCUGACCUCCCAGCUGCUGGUUCUCCUCAUGUCUCAGGAGGCGGAGCACGUCAGCAGGGGCGUGGAGGUGAACGAGCUGAGCGAGCGUUACUUCGCUGCCCACGGCGUGAAGCUCAACCCAUGUGAAUAUGGGUUCCUCUCCCUCAGCGAGUUGCUCAAGAGCCUGCCGUAUCUGGUGGAGCUGUAUCACGAAGCCGGCGGUGACGUUGAGAGCGGCGACGCUGAAAACGCUCCCGUCAGUCUCGUGGAGGACUGGGUGAGGCUGACCGCGCUGUACCAGUUCGCCCGUAACGUUCGAGCGCUGCUCCACACCUACCACUACAACCAGAUCUUCCUGACCGAGUUCCCGGGGGCGUACAGCAAAUUCACAGGCUGCGGCGUCGAACCGCGCCUCUACGGAUACACCAGCACGGACGAGCUGCUCGGCGCCAUUCCACAGGUGGUCUGGAUCAAAGGGCACGGCUACAAGAGGAUUAUCGUUCUGAAAAACGAUAUGAAAGCAAAGUCGAGCGGCUCGCUGUCGAACAGCCCUCAGCCUGGAGAGAACACCGAGAGCCCCAGAGACAGUCCCAUCAGCAACGCCACACCCGGAGCCCACAGUCCAGGCGCCGACGCGGCGGCAGAGUCGGAGCUGCUGUGUCUCUCCUCUCCGGUCGAUCUGCUGUGCGGUCCCGUUCCGUCCUGCCUGCCGUCGCCUCAGCUCCACCCGGACCCCGUUUCCCCCCAGCAGGCAGACCUCAUUCACUUCGAGGAGAAGUCAACAGGAAGCGAUUGCACCGAGGUGGCAGCUGCAGACGACACACCUGAGCUCCCCGGCGGCUGCGACCCUCCACCACCACCACCACCACCACCACCGCCUCCCGACAGGAAGAGCCCCUUCCCCACCGACAGCCCCAGCAGAAGAGCCCCGCGCAGCAAAAUCAGACUCGCCGCCAACUUCUCCUUCACAGCAGGCCUCUGAACCGCCCACACACACACACAUCCACACACAGUGUAACUCUGAGUGGCAGAGUUGACCAGCUCCACUAAGCACACCACCAGUAAUCACCCCGGAUGAGCAUGACGUCCCCUCUUCCUCCUCCUCCUCCUCCUCACGGUCGCCGUCACAUUCUCCCUUUUCAGUUUUAGUUCACAACAUUUUGAAGAUGUUUUCUAAGCUGUGAUUAACUUGUUGCAGAUUUUCUGCAACUCUUUGAUUUGCCAAAUGUAUCCACUGUAGCCGGCAUCUUCUUCUUCUCCACCAAGGCCAGUGAAUUAGUCUCUCCUUCAGUUCGGAGCCCCGUCGUGGAGGAAGUUUUUAGUCCACCCUGAAAGAGGCGGAGUUAGUCGUCACUGUAUCCACAGUAUCAAAGAGUGGGAGAAAUGAUCCAGAGGAGUGACUAGAUUUGAUCCGAUCAGUCUAAAAUGUAGUUAAAGUAUUUAGUUCUUGAACCACACAGUGAAACCUUCAGAAUUAUUUUCUUCCUGUAUCACUAAAGGGAAAAGAAAAGACAUGCAUUGAGUUUUAAACUACCUGUGGGGACAUGAACUCGCCAUGAAACGCCCUCCAGCCCCCAUUCUUUCAGAUUCCUUGUUGUAGUUUGUCUCUGUUGUCCGGUGAGUUUUUCUGUUGUUUUUCUCCCGUGCAGAGCGCUGAGUCCUCUGUGGGAUUGGUCUGGAGUGGCCGGUCAGCGUGACGGAACUCGUAUUUUUGGCGUGUUAGGGCCCGUCCCUCCGGGGCCGCUGACGGAGGCCCGGCGGGGGGGAAUGGCGGCACCCGGGCGGCUGAAAUGUACUUUAGUUUGUGUUCCUCCAGCAGCCGGCGCGUUUGUGUUGUUUCAGCGGUUCCGUCUGCGUUGGGGUUUACACUGGAACAGGUGUGCGAUGUGCAUGAGGUGCAUAACGGAGCUUAUGCACGGUGUAACCCAGAGACUCGCGGGCGGCGGCGAGACCUUCUUUAUUUCCAGCCUGGUGUUUCGAUCUGUGUCGGCGUCGCCCUGGCAGCGGCCGCGGUCCGAGCUCAAGGUUGUGGAGUUAACCUUGCUGCUCGGCGGCGCCGCCGGAGUCCUCACUGUGGAGGGGAGCUGCAGACGCUCCCCAGUUUGAUUUUUAGCGACGCAGUUGCACGGUCGUGGUCGUUUUCCGAGGCGGGAGGUGGCGAGGGAAGGGUUCUGGGACGCCUCCUGAACAGUCUGCGAUGUAAACGCAGCGGGCCCCUCUGCGGCUCCUGGAAUCUGCCGGGCUUUUACAAUGGCUUGUAUCUGCCGCGGCGCCGGAAGAGAUCUCCCAUCCUGCCUCCUGGACGCUCAGAGUAGUUUUAACUUGGUGUUAUGUGUCGGUUGAUAAACGCUCCUUUGUCUUAAAUGUUUCCACGGCUGCUGAGUCGCCAUCAAAUAAUGUGUGCUGCCUGGGUUUCUGCACGGUCCGGGUGCCGCUGGAGAGGAAGCUGUUCAGUCUGUGUGUGUGUGUGUGUGUAUGCGUGUGUGUGCGUUUAGAGAAUGGGUAGCGGCCCAUUGAAUGACUUCCUGUUGGGUCAGAGUGAGCUGGAUCAUUAGACGAGGGCCACCCGUCAUCUGACGUACCUCUGCCUCUCCUCCCUCCUGCAGCGCCGCCUGUCCAGAAGCCGCUCGAUUUAAAAUAAAUAUCAGUUCAUGUUAAAUUAAUAAAGGUACGGGAGAUGUUUCGAUUUGAAUUUGGAAGACUGAACCAAUAAUGUUUUUGUAUGAAUUUGAGCGAACUCCAAAACCUCCCCAGAUACGACAGUGGCGACUAACUCCGCCUCCCCCGGGUUCCGUUUGGUUCCGUCAUUAAUGAUCUGUCAAAAUAUGCACGUCUGCAUAGUUUUGAUUCAUGAAAUGUGUUCAGCACGAGGCCUGCCUGUGAGUUUUCAGCAGGCCGCCCGGCCGCUCGCCGUGUCCUUCAAGCCCUUGCCUUGUGAUUAGUUUGCCUCUCCUCCACUUCCAGCCGCUCGGUUUCUCCGCCUUCCUGCACCAGAAGUCACUGGAACUGUCAAACUUUGUUGAAGGGACCAAAAAAAAAAAAAAAAAAAAAGAUUUCUGUUUAAUAAAUUUCA
This is a messenger RNA of Salarias fasciatus (jewelled blenny), 7732 nucleotides long. RefSeq names its product meiosis regulator and mRNA stability factor 1 (gene marf1). Lineage: Eukaryota; Metazoa; Chordata; Actinopteri; Blenniiformes; Blenniidae. Gene Ontology annotation, molecular function: CCR4-NOT complex binding; RNA nuclease activity; RNA binding. Gene Ontology annotation, biological process: regulation of gene expression. Gene Ontology annotation, cellular component: cytoplasm; peroxisome. Bases 155 to 5641 code for a protein of 1828 amino acids. The transcript is spliced from 27 exons. The record is from RefSeq and is a predicted model, not a curated record.